Effrenium voratum is the source of this 1380-nucleotide messenger RNA. Lineage: Eukaryota; Dinophyceae; Suessiales; Symbiodiniaceae. The record is from the annotation of a GenBank genome assembly.
AUGUCGCUCUCCCAGGCCCGUGAGGCCCUGGGCUUGAGUGCCGGCUGCAGCUGCCAGCAGCUGAUGAGCGCCUAUUUUCAGCGAGCUCUGCCGUUCCAUCCUGACAUCGCGCGAGCCGCGAAGGCACCGCAGCGCUUCUGGAAAUUGUCACAGGCAUACUGGCGCCUGGCGGUCGAUCUGGAAGUCGAGCAUGAGGAGUUCACCGAGCGCGGCAUCCGAGAGCUUUGGGUCCGGAACUUUGUGUUCGAGGGCCUGCCGGAGCUGGUGGCCGACGAGUUGCAGAUGACCAGUGGCCAGUGCGAGGAGAGGUUCUUCGAGGCCAGCACACGUGCACGGGGGAUGAUCCCCGGGGAGCGCCUGCAGUGCGGGCUUUGCGGCUUCCAGGUCCGCAGCCACUCGGAAAUGCGGAGCCACCUGUCGCAGCACAAGGCUGGCGCGAGCUGGGCGGAGGAAGCAAUGUUGGUGAAGCCUCGGACAGAAUUGUGGGAAGCUGCGAAGCUGGAACUUCAAGGAGGUGCAGAAGGCCGGAAGCGGUUGAACGGAAGCUUCGGGGCCUGGCGGGAAGACGCGGGCGCCGCGAAGCACGGCGAAGCCUGUUGCCAAGUCCGGGCAGGUUGUGAGGAGUUCUUGCUUGCAGACGGCUCGGUGGCGCGGUUCAAGGACAUCCCAUUGCCCCCGGAGAUAGAUUUGGAUGUGCCGAUGAAGGCAAGCGCUGCAGAGAUGCUGCAGCGGCUGCGGGCCACGCGGCCCGGUUUGGCGGCAUACUUGGAGCCUGAAGGCGAUCCCGACCUGUCCGCAGCACUUCGCUACCAGGCGAUAUCUCCUGAAUCUCCCAGGACCCACUGCCGGGAACCUGGAGGCGAGCUGGCCUGCCGAUGUGGCUUUACUUGCGGCACGCAGGCGCAGUCGCGAGGUAAGUUGAAGCCUGCAGUGGUCGCCUUUGCGACUGAUGCCUGUGUGCAAUGCCAAUGCUCAUUUGCUGCCCAGCUCACCAAGAUGUUGAGCAAGGGAGUGCCAGUCACGGCUUGGACUUGCCCUUCGGUGCGCGGAGAGAGCAGCGAGCAGAGUGUAGAUCUGGGGUGUUUGGUCAGCCAAUACCAGGCGGCGGAGGGCAAGGCCGUGCCGCCCAACUUAGUGCGGGAGGCGAAAGCUGUGGGCUCUGAAAGGAGUCCUGGCCGGAUCGAUGGCCUUCUGGAAGCCAGCGAGUGGAGGGCGGCCAAGGAGGCCUAUGGGCCUUGGCAUUUGAAGAGCCUCCGAGCUGCUUUGCGCUUGGGGGAGCUGCUCGAGGCGCCGCGGGCUGAAGCGCUGCUGCGGCAUGCGGCUGCAGGGUUGGAGGCCACUCUUGGACUUCAUGUCGAUACGCUGAGGGCCACCAAUUAG